Messenger RNA from Vespula pensylvanica (western yellowjacket), 607 nucleotides. RefSeq names its product protein dpy-30 homolog. The record is from RefSeq and is a predicted model, not a curated record. Lineage: Eukaryota; Metazoa; Arthropoda; Insecta; Hymenoptera; Vespidae. Gene Ontology annotation, cellular component: Set1C/COMPASS complex. The transcript has 3 exons. Bases 125 to 460 code for a protein of 111 amino acids.
GAACGUUGAAUGAAUAUCAUUGUACAUUUAGACGAUAAGAAGAGUUAAUUAACAUUGUGCGAUAUAAAUAAUUUACUGUUCAGUGUAUGAUCGUUAAUGGUUGGUAACAUUGUUUGUUUACACGAUGGCGUCCGGUGGUGAAAAUACAACUGAAGAAAGAACCGAAGCGUCUACGCCAGCUCAACCCAUCACCAAUGUCGUGUCGGAAGCAGCGCACAAAGUGAUAGCGAUGGACAAAGAUCCUGACCUGUCAAGUGUACCUCCAAAGAAAUCUCGAGUUGAGGUGCAAUCGCUACCGACUAGACAGUAUCUGGAUCAAACGGUGGUUCCCAUUUUGCUGCAGGCUUUAUCUACUUUAGCCAAAGAAAGACCUACCGAUCCUAUUAGCUUUCUAGCAGGUUAUUUAUUGAAGCACAAAAGCCAAUACGACAACGGUGGAUCACCGCCAACUAGUCAGUAAUUUUAUUUUAUAUCAAACAUACUUAUCUUGGAAAAAUAUAUUUGUGGCUGGAAAUUUUUCAACGAUUAGGUUGGUGAAGAUAUCAAUCAAAGUGUAUCUCUGUAAUAUCAAAUUGAAUAAAAAUGGAUUAGCUUUUUAUCUUUUAAA